UGACACAUCAUGUUUGCAUCAUCCACAAUCAGUGAAGUUGGUCAUAAUAAGCACCUUUGCGUGACACACACACAGUCAGCUCCCUUCCUCUACCUUCUUUAUGUCCAAUAUUUCUUUUCUAACUGUGCGACACGCCGAAGAAAAAUGGUUGGGAGGUCCGUGAUUGCGGGUCUGGUGGUCCUUCUGGUGGCUGCAGUGAGCCUGUUCCUGGGGGUGUUCAUGGGCUUGGGGAAGAAGAACACGGCUGCCCCCAUGGACCACUUCUAUUCAAAGGCUGCUGUGGCUGCUGAUGCUGGGAAGUGUUCAGAAGUGGGGAGGGACAUAUUGAAGAAAAACGGUUCAGCCGUGGACGCGUCGAUCGCUGCCUUGCUUUGUGUCGGCCUUUUGAACGCUCACAGCAUGGGCAUCGGCGGAGGGCUCUUCUUCGUCAUCUAUGACUCUUCUACAGGGAAGGUGGAAACCAUCGAUGCGAGGGAGACGGCCCCCAUGAACGCCACUGAGGACAUGUUUGGCAACAGCACCAAGCUUUCCCGUACAGGUGGAUUAUCCAUAGCCAUUCCCGGGGAGAUCCGUGGUUACGAGAUGGCCCACAGGAGGUAUGGCAGGCUGCCGUGGAAGGACCUGUUUGAGCCCAGCAUUGCUUUGGCACGGGACGGCUUUCCUAUCGGAAAAGCGUUGGCUCACGCCAUCUUGAGGAGCAAAGAUUCUAUCCAAAGAGAUGCCAACAUGUGUGACGUGUUUUGUGAUUCUCAAAGAAACAUACUGAGGGAAAACGACAUUGUUCGAUUUCCAAGGCUGGCCGACACAUACCAAAGAAUAGCAGAAGAGGGUCCUGAUGUGUUUUAUAAUGGGUCCAUGGCACGCACCAUCGUUGAGGACAUCCAGGCGGCAGGCGGCAUCAUCUCCCUGGAUGAUUUGUUGGAGUACCAGCCUGUGCUGAACGAGAACCCUCUGAAGCUGAACGUUGGAGAAUACACCAUGCAUGUCCCAGACGCCCCCUCCAGUGGCCCCGUGCUGGCACUCAUCCUCAACAUAGUGGAGGGGUACAACUUCACAGGCACAAGCGUUUCGACAGCAGAGAAAAAGACUCUGACGUACCAUCGGAUCGUAGAGGCUUUCCGUUUUGCUUAUGCUAAGAGGAGCCGACUCGGGGACCCGCGCUAUCUCAAUAUCACUGAUCUCAUUCUAAACAUGACCUCAGACUACUUUGCUGAUGGCAUAAGGAGUAAAAUUACAGAUGACACCACCCACCCAGACAGCUACUAUGAGCCAGACUACUUUGUCCCAGACAACCAUGGGACGGCCCACCUGUCAGUCAUAGCCGAGGACGGGAGCGCAGUGGCAGCCACCAGCACCAUUAAUUUAUACUUCGGUUCCAAAGUCAUGUCUCGAUCAACUGGAAUCAUUUUUAAUGACGAAAUGGACGACUUCAGCUCUCCGCACAUGACCAACGGGUUUGGAAUCCCUCCUUCACCAAACAAUUUCAUUCAACCAGGGAAGAGGCCUCUGUCGUCCAUGUGUCCUACGAUCAUCUUUGACAAAUACAACAAAGUGAAGAUGGUUGUAGGAGCGUCCGGGGGCACAAAAAUCACCACAGCCACCGCCUUAGUCAUCCUCAACUCCUUGUUCUUCGACUAUGACUUAAAGAAAGCCGUGACGGAGCCGCGAGUUCACAAUCAGCUCAACCCAAAUAUGACGGUGGUGGAGCGAGGCUUUGAAAAGAGCGUCCUGGAGGGUCUUGUCCAGAAGAACCACGUGACACAGCUGCUGCCGACCCCAGACUCGGUGGUCCAAGCAGUGGUGCGACAGGGAGAGCGCCUCUGUGCGGAGUCCGACCCCAGGAAGGGAGGCUAUCCGGCAGGAUACUGACCGCCACUUCUGGACCUCCUCUGCUCCUCCAAGUCUGGACUCGGCCUCCUCGACGACACUCGGAUGGAGCCACGAUACAAAAAGGUGCCUUCAAGGAAGACUGAGAAGAAGCAGUGUUUAAGCUACGGAGAAACAGCCACCACUUUUAAACAUGGAAAAAUGGCCAAAACCUCCUUUACUCAAACUCAAUUAUUACUUUUUUCUCAUUUUUAUAACUUGAGUUUGGAAGUAAAAUAGGAGGUUGGACCUAGUUUGAAUCAUUUAUGAAUACCAUUUUGUACUGGUGGGGUUUUGGGGAAACCUAGAACACCAUCUUCUUUAUACAAUAGAUCUAUUUUAUGUAUAACAUACAAAAAAAGAAGUAAACAUCAAUAAAUCAACACUAUGCAUUUUUACUUGCGAAUCUGUGUGGUUGAAGGUUGUCCAUGUAGUACUUUUAUCUUUUCUAUUGUCAAACCAUCAAUUAAAAACCAGACCUGUUAACAAACUAAAAAUAGACACCUCAGGUUGUUUGCCUCUUUCUACCCAAAUCUUAUUCCUGCUGGAAGUCGGUUAUGAAACAAAACGUGACUCUACAGUGACACUAUUACUCUUGAACUGUAAAUGUUUAAUAUCGAGUUUAGAUUAGGUUAAGUUAAUGUAAAGUGUAAUCCUGAAAAAUACAUUUGCAGAUAUAUUUUUCUAAACAUGCAUUGUUCUUAUGCCAUGUUCUUAUGCCAUGCUUGUUAUUAGACAUUUUGAACAACGAUGUUAUAUUUUACCACACAGACCCUGUGAAUAUCUCUGUGCUGCUUCUGUUACUGGAAUAUUAGGCAUGAAAUCACGACAUACACAUUGUGGCUGGGCAGAUUUUGUUAUUUAGGGUUUAUACUGAGCCUCAUGCACUGUGAUAACACAUUAAUACAUUUAAACAGAGGAAAGCAGCUGGCGCAGUGAAUGUUUGCCAUUUUUGACUGAUUAAAAAGAUUUUUCAAAUAUAAAA
This is a messenger RNA of Gasterosteus aculeatus aculeatus (three-spined stickleback), 2851 nucleotides long. It is a transcript of the gene ggt1a, whose product is annotated as gamma-glutamyltransferase 1a. Gene Ontology annotation, biological process: regulation of inflammatory response; glutathione catabolic process; peptide modification. The record is from RefSeq and is a predicted model, not a curated record. Gene Ontology annotation, cellular component: plasma membrane. Lineage: Eukaryota; Metazoa; Chordata; Actinopteri; Perciformes; Gasterosteidae. Gene Ontology annotation, molecular function: glutathione gamma-glutamate hydrolase.